Messenger RNA from Notothenia coriiceps (black rockcod), 1029 nucleotides. Its product is annotated as N-acetyllactosaminide alpha-1,3-galactosyltransferase-like. Gene Ontology annotation, biological process: carbohydrate metabolic process. The annotation marks the transcript as partial. Gene Ontology annotation, molecular function: hexosyltransferase activity. The transcript has a single exon. Gene Ontology annotation, cellular component: vesicle; Golgi apparatus; membrane. NCBI's taxonomy places the organism in Eukaryota, Metazoa, Chordata, Actinopteri, Perciformes, Nototheniidae. The record is from RefSeq and is a predicted model, not a curated record.
UUUCCCUCCAAAAGAUACCUUGAUGCUUACCUACACACAUUCCUGAAGUCAUCCGAGCAACACUUUAUGGUGGGUUUGCCCGUGACCUACUACGUGUUUACGGACAUGCCAGAGAAGGUGCCUAACAUCAAGUUGUCUCCUCUGAGAAGCAUGAAGGUGAUCAAAGUGGAGAAGAACUCCAGGUGGCAGGACGUCUCUAUGAUGCGAAUGAAGAGCAUAUCAGAUGUGAUAGAGUCUGAUAUUCGCCACCACUGCACGCACGUCUUCUGCUUUGAUGUGGAUCAGGUAUUUACCGGGAGAUUUGGAUCAGAGGCUCUUGGGGAUUCAGUGGCUCUGCUCCACGCCCACUACUACCAUCUUCCAAAGCAUUUUUACACUUACGACCGCAACCCAAACUGCAAGGCGUAUAUGGAAACUGGGGAUUUUUACUACCACGCUGCCAUCUUCGGGGGUUCGUGGAAGAAUGUGAAAGCGUUGACCGAGGCCUGCUAUCAGGGCAUCAUGGAGGACAAACAGAACAAUGUGGAGGCUCUGUGGCACGAUGAGAGCCAUCUGAACAAGUACAUGCUGCUCCACAAACCCAGCAAGGUUCUCUCUCCAGAGUACUGCUGGGAUACCAGCAUCGGUUUCAGGAGCGACAUACAAGUCACCCGAUUACUGUGGGCACCAAAAUAUUAUGACACACUUCGCAAACCUUAAAAACUUGACAAAUGCUAACAAAUGUAAUGUCUCAGGUUCUUGUGCUCCCUGGCUCAUUUUGUUCUCUCAGGAAUUAAUUUGCAGAUCUGCAAGUAUUUUCAUAAUGGAGGGACAACUUAUAUAAAUACACGCUUGUCUUUUAUCAAAUAUUUUUGUUGCAUUUUUUUUCGAUGUAUAUAUAAGUCAACUUUUCACAUUUUUGAUCAAACUGGCUGCACUUAUUGAUCCAGCUUGAUGUCACUUUGCCAAAUGCCACUGUAUCUCUGUUUUUAACUGAUACUUGUUGACACUCAAAUUUUGUCAAAUUUUUUAUAAAUCUCAAUAGCUUUU